Molecule: messenger RNA, 906 nt
Organism: Closterium sp. Yama58-4
Lineage: Eukaryota; Viridiplantae; Streptophyta; Zygnematophyceae; Desmidiales; Closteriaceae
Source: the annotation of a GenBank genome assembly
AUGGCGGUCCGAGCGAGCCUGUCGUUCUUAGUCUUCGCGACGCUCGCGUUCACGGUCAUUGCAGGCGUCGUCGAGUUAUGUCCCGGCAAUUUCGCAGACUUCGUCGGAAAGGAAAAAGCCGCGUUCGUCAAAUUCUAUGCCCCGUGGUGCGGGCAUUGCCAGAAGAUGGCCCCGGACUAUGACAAAUUCGGGGCUGCCUUUAAAGAGACCGCAUCGGUGGUUGUCGGUAAGGUGGACUGUGACAAACACAAGAAGCUCUGUAGCGAGUACAAAGUGAAGGGGUACCCCACGCUCAAGUGGUUUCCGAAAGGGGCCUCCUCACCUGAAGACUACACAGGGGAGCGCAGUGUGGACGAUCUGGUGGCCUUCACAAACGAAAAGCUUGGCACCAGCGUGCAGCCACCAGCGCCAGCGCCAUCGCACGUGGUAACCCUAUCGCCAGACACCUUUGACGCUGUGGUGAUGGAUCCCACCAAGUUCGUGCUCGUGGAGUUCUACGCUCCCUGGUGCUCGUUUUGUCAAGACCUCGCUCCGGCGUACGAGCAGUUGGGGAGGGCGUUCAGAGACGAAGAGAAAGUGGUGAUUGCAAAGCUGGACGCGAGCAAGCACAGGGAGCUCAAGGAGAAGUACAGCAUAACGGGUUACCCGACCAUCAAGUGGUUCCCUCCGUCCAACAAGCAGGGCGAGGACUACGAGGGCGCGUGGGAGCUGAGAGGCUUGCUGGCGUUUGUGAACAAGGAGGCUGGCACGCACAGGACCAACAUGGGGAUGCUCUCUGACAUGGCGGGACGCAUUGCAGCUUUGGACGAGCUGGCUCGCGGGUUCAUUGCAGCGAGCAAGGAGGAGAGAGAGGCGCGGGUGGGCAAGGCGGAGAGGGUGACAGUGAGCGAGGAGGAGAGCAAGUGA